AUGUCCAGCGGGCCGAAGAGCAACAUGCUGCCAGACGAGGAGCCGCAAGCUGGUCCGUCAGCACCAAAGGGCACACUCUCGGCACUGUGGGGCGGCGGGGCCGCACCGGCCCCAGCCCCGCCAGCGGCGGCAGCCGCACGCAAGCGGAGAAGGAAGGACGAGCAGCCGAACGCGCGGCUCGUGUUCGGCGCGAACGGCGUGGGGGUGGACACGAGCCGUGCCGUAUCGGAGGCAACGGCGCCUUCCUCGGCCUCAUCUUCCGCUGCUGUCAGCGACUCGGACGACCCCAAGGCCAAGGGCCGGCGACGGAAUGGUGACAAGCCGCGCGCGCGCAAGCCGAGGAAGAGCGCCACCGAGUCGGGAGCAGGCACGCCGCUCGUCCAGAUCCUCUCGCCUGACACCUCGCCCGUGUCUGCCGUGAUUGACGUCGACACCUCGGACGACGACGACGAGGUGGUGGUCGUCGAGGCGCCGCGCGGGCCCAAGAAGCUCGUCUUUUCGAGCGAUAAGGGCACGGCGCACUCGUUCUUCUCGCGGCCGGCAGCAGCAGCAGCAGCGGCCGCGGCAUCGCCAGCAGCGACGUCGGAAGCUGACGGCGAGCCAGCCGCCGCGCCCUCCUCAGCACCUACGACAACCGACAAGCCCAAGGCCAAGCCCAAAGCCCACGGAUUCUUCUCUCUCAAGCCUGCUGUCGAGCCGGGCAAGCUCAGACCAGGGUGGGGCAGCGUCAAGGAGGGCGAAGAGCCGCACGCCCUCUGGCCGGGGGCCGACUUCCCGAGCCAUGUUGGCGGCGCGGAGCCCUCAAUGGCUGGUAGCAGCCGAUUACCGCGGCGCGGAGUACCCCCUACGCCGAGAGACGAGGGCAGUAUCGACGCGGUCUUCUCGGCGCGGCUGGAGACCAACGGCACACAUCGCCCACCACGGCCACUACCGUUCGACGCGCCGCCGUUCGUGCUCGCACACCCUGCGAUCCAGGCCGUUCUCGGCGACACCCGGCCCGACGACCGCAGAGAAACGUGGUGCGAGCGGCACCGGCCGCGCACCGCGGCCGCAGUGCUGGGUAACGAGCUCGAAGCGACGUACCUCCGCGACUGGCUGCGCGCGUUAUCCGUCGGCAGUGCAGGCGAGCUCAAGAUUGUGCGGCGGGUGCCCCGCCGCCGUGCACUCAACCCCCAGCUUUCGUGGAUUGUCGACGACAUCGGCAUGUUCGGAGGGGCCGAGGAGCCGAUGGAAGACAUCCCAGACCUGUAUGAGGAGCCCGAGCUCGCGCUGGGACAGCGGCCAGAUACGUACCCGCCCAUCGACGACUGGGUGGCCAACACGAUCCUGCUGACUGGCCCGAACGGGUCGGGCAAAUCGGCAGCAGUGCACGCCGCGGCGACCGAGCUCGGGUGGGACGUGUUCGAGGUGUACCCCGGCGUCGGGCGGCGCACGGGGUCCAACCUCCUCGCACUCGUCGGCGACGUGGGGAAGAACCACAUGGUCGGCGUGCGGGAGGAGAAGAAGAGCUUGGCCGAGGCUGCCAAGUCGUUCUUCGGGAGCAAGAUCAAGGCGAAAGAGGCGCCGUCUAGCCAGGGGUCGGCAGCUGACCCGAUCGCCAUUGAGGAGGACGGGGCAGUGGCCAAGCCUGAACCACCGAAGCCGGACACCAAUGCGCAACACAAGCAGUCACUCAUUCUUAUCGACGAGGCGGAUAUCUUGUUCGACGAGGAGAGCACCUUCUGGCCCGCGGUCGUGGGCCUCAUCGCCGAGUCGCGCCGGCCAGUGGUGAUCACAUGCAAUGACCCCACAAGAGUGCCGCGCGACUCGCUGCCAUUACAGACGACGCUGCACUUCCGCCCACCGGCAGCAGACCUCGCGCAGGCGUACCUCGCUGCUGUGGCCUCAGUGCAUAGGGUAGAGAGCGACAUUGGCAGGCUGUAUGAGCGCUCCUUGAAGCCAUCGCAACCCGGCCUCGUCGACCAGCCUCUUCCGCCGAACGGCAACGAGCCGAGCGCGCAGUUCGACCUGCGUGCGGCGCUCACCCAGCUGCAGCUGGACCGCUCGGCACCAGCCGAGCUCAGUGUCGACGAAGCCCAGCUUGUUGGCGAGCUCGACGCGUUGCUACUGCGCCUCGACACGACGUCCUUUGCCGACGCCUACGUUGCGCCCCGGGCAUGGGCACGCAUGGAGAUCCACGAGGUCGACCGCCUCGCACCAGGCAUGGACGACGAGCAGGGUAUCGCGCAGCUGCUCAAACCCGACGUGCAGGAGCUGUACCCUACGCUCGCGCCGUAUGAUCGAGCAGGUGAUAUCGCCUCGGCAUUGGCAUCUCUGGCGGGCGGAUGGGGGGCGCCGCUUGGCGAUCUCCAGACCAGACAAACCGCGUACAUCCGCUCCCUGCUGCCAGUCCUCGACCCCAUUGUCCCCCUAUCAGCCCGCCUCCUCCCCGACGCGACGCUCUUCCUCGAGACGAUGCCGUUCGUGGGCGCCGUCGUGGCGGCCGACGACAUGCUCGAGGCCGAGGACCUCGCCGCGCGCGAGUCGGGCGAAACGCGCGUGAACCGGCGCACGGGGCGCGCGAUCCGCAUCACGGGCGUGAUGGAGGGCAUGAUCCACCGCAGACGGCAGCACCCAGAAGCCGUCGACACGACUACUUCGUCGCCAGUACGCAUGCCGCCGCCACCGUCGUCGCAGCCAAGCACGCCGAACAAGCUGUACCCGCCGAGCAGCCCGCGCCCAGGCUCGCCCUCCUUCUCGCCGUCCUACUCGCCCCAGAGCACAGCCGCGGCGCUGUACGCCAACGGCGCGCCGCUGCUCUCGCCGUCGCCGUCCUUUGCCAACGGGUACGCGUACGACGCCGACGACAACACGCCCGCGCAGCGCGCGGCGCGGGUGCUGCGUGAUGCCGCGAGCUCGGCGCGCGCAGGGUUCCGCGACGCGACGCGGCUCGAGCGCAGCGUCGGCCUCGUGUGGGGGGACGCCGAGCUCGGAUCGCGCGUGUUAAAAGUCGCCCUGCUCAACCUCCUCUGCCUGACCCUCCUCUCAUCCUUCACGCUCGUCAUCCGCCCGCUACUGGCCCACUCGUCAGCCAACGACGCGGCGCACCACGACCUGCUCGAGACGCGCGCGGCCGAGGUCGGCCUGUGGUACAAUGUCCUGUUGAGCUGGCCCCUGUUCGCAGUGUGCUUUUGGAUCAACGGCGUGUGGGGGCCCGACGUGGCGCGCCGCGCUCAGACGCUGUUGCAUCCUAGCUAUCGCCACCAGCCCACGACCACCUCGUCCGCCGCACCCCCGUCCCCCGCCUUCGGCUCGGCAGCCUGGGCAUGGCUCGCGUUCACGCGCAUCCUGCUCAUCUCCGAGCUAACCUUCCUCGGGCGCUCGCUGCGCCUCAUCCCCGUGUUCGGGCGGCCCGUCACCCUGGCUUAUAUGAGCGUCGUGAAUGCGUACUAUGCGUUUGAAUUCCUCCUCUCCUCGCGCCAGUGGCCCCUUGAAUACCGCUGCAAGUACAUCUCGGACCGAUGCGCGUACAUGUUUGGCUUUGGACUCCCCGCGACCCUCCUCACGUCGUUCGCGCCGCCCCUGGUCAACAUGAUCGUCUUCGCACUCAUUUAUCCCUUCUUUCUCAUCCAGGCGCUCCAGUCCAAGCCACCUUCAGCCGCCGCCACGCUGCUGCCCUCUACCCCAUCACCCUCUUCUUCGACACCAACAACACCGACCGGCGACAGCUUUACGCACAGCUGGCCGUCGGCGUCGUUUCGUGCGUCAGGACCAAUUCAAAAGACCCUCUGGUCCCAGAUCCAUGUCCCCAUCUUCUUCUUCUCGCGUCACAUCCUCGCCACGGUCGCGUGGUUCGCCGACGCCCUGGGUCGCGAUAGGGCGGGUACUCACCUUGAGCGUGUGGCGGCGAGCCGAGACGGUUUCGGAAAGAAGCAGUUCUAGGGGAGCCACCAACGCCAGAUCCUGUGCCACUGAGGGUUAGCGCCGCCACCAGCCGCAGAAGGCUGUUAUAGAGGCUUGACACAGGACGGACUUGUAUUCGUCCGGACAAUCACAUGUAUAGAGAUACAGCGG
Molecule: messenger RNA, 4053 nt
Organism: Vanrija pseudolonga
Lineage: Eukaryota; Fungi; Basidiomycota; Tremellomycetes; Trichosporonales; Trichosporonaceae
Gene: elg1
Product: Telomere length regulation protein elg1
Exons: 13
Coding region: 1-3921 (1306 amino acids)
Biological process (GO): macroautophagy
Cellular component (GO): endoplasmic reticulum
Molecular function (GO): ATP hydrolysis activity
Source: RefSeq, a predicted model, not a curated record